Molecule: messenger RNA, 2349 nt
Organism: Cyclopterus lumpus (lumpfish)
Lineage: Eukaryota; Metazoa; Chordata; Actinopteri; Perciformes; Cyclopteridae
Product: alcohol dehydrogenase 1-like
Exons: 9
Coding region: 1099-2226 (375 amino acids)
Biological process (GO): formaldehyde catabolic process
Cellular component (GO): cytosol
Molecular function (GO): zinc ion binding; S-(hydroxymethyl)glutathione dehydrogenase [NAD(P)+] activity
Source: RefSeq, a predicted model, not a curated record
UUCAUCAUGUAAAUAACAUAACAUAUAUCAUAGGACAUUUAAAAAAAUCUUACAUCUGAUCCGUAUGUGGUUAAAAGAAUGUGGGUUCUUUGUGUACCGACUGACAAUUGUAACUUGUGCAUAUUAAAGUGGGAGAUAUAUUACAAGCAUUUGUCACAACAUAUUCCACUUUUAGACUAUUAAAUGACUAUAACAACAACAUUUAUGAUGUGCAUAGAAUCACUUUUUUCUUCUUCUGUGCUCGCUCUUCUUGUAAUAUUUAGUUGUCUUCAUUAUUUUCAAUUCGUUGCACCUGAUCUGUUAUCAUACGGGUCAUGUGAUUGCCUACUACACAAAUAAGGUGCGACCACACACGUUUUUAAUUUUUUUUUUUAAUGCCCGUUUUGGUUUUGGUUUUGGAGACACUAUAAUUCAAUUGAAGUCGAAAAUAACUUCGUAGAGGAUUACUACCUGUUGCUGCAGCACGUCUCUCAACACAAGUAGUAACGGGUCAAAGAAUGGCCACAUUGCUGACAUAGCGAACAAGUGUUUACUUGGGGGAGGGUGUCACUCUUCCAGCGUUAUCAGUGGUAACAGUACAGUGGUGGAUAUUAGGGGAAUCACAUGCACUGACAGACAUUUUUAUAUAUAUAUAUAUAUAUAUAUAUAUAUAUAUAUAUAUAUAUAUAUAUAUAUAUAUGCAGCCCACUGCUCCUUAAUAACUAAGGAUGGGUCAAACGCAGAGAAGAAUUUCCCAAAUAAAGGGAUCAACAAAGGAUACAUUAAAAACUAAAACUAAAUAGUUGUUUGCCGCUAUAGCAAUGCUCCGUAUAUCAAAUUUAGCGCCUUCUAAGUUCAGAGCUUUAAGGAGUUGUCAAUAUUUGCUAUGAUAAUAAUAAGUUAAAGCACAAGUUGGGGAUCAGCUAUUGAUUUAACAGCAAUGCCUUCGUCAGGCCCUGCCCAUCUGGACGUUUGCAUAACAGCUUUUUCUUGCAGCAGUAUUUAAACCUCAAAUCCAAGGUCUCUCCUGCCCACUCUUCGGUCGAGUAGCGCUUUCUCUCUCUCUCUCUCUCUCUCUCAACUCUGCCCUUAUUAUCUGCUUUCAGCUUUGCUGCAAAAAUGGCCACAGCUGGUAAGGUCAUCAAAUGCAAGGCAGCAGUGGCCUGGGAGCCCAACAAGCCUUUGGUGAUUGAAGAGAUCGAGGUAGCCCCGCCCCAGACCAACGAGGUCCGCAUCAAGAUUGUGGCGAGCGGACUGUGCCACACGGACCUGUACCAUCUGUUUGAGGGUAUGCAUAAAGACGGCUUCCCUGCCGUCCUCGGCCAUGAGGGAGCCGGCAUCGUAGAGAGCGUCGGGCCUGGAGUCAUUGAGUUUCAACCGGGAGACAAGGUCAUCCCCUUGUUCAUAUCCCAGUGUGGAGAAUGUCGCUUCUGCAAGAGUCCCAAAACCAACCAGUGUGUGAAUGCUUUGGAUGUUGGUGUGAUGUCACCGUUAGAGUCCAGGUUCACCUGUAAAGGGAAAAAGGUGCUGCAGUUUGCAGGAACCAGUACCUUCUCUGAGUACACUGUGGUUAACCAGAUGGCCGUGGCUAAGAUCGACCCCACUGCCCCUCUGGACAAAGUCUGUCUCCUUGGCUGUGGGAUCUGCACAGGAUACGGAGCGGCAGUGAAUACUGCUAAGGUGGAACCGGGCUCCACGUGUGCUGUGUUCGGAAUGGGAGCUGUGGGCUUGGCUGCGGUCAUGGGCUGCAAGGCUGCAGGAGCCAAGAGGAUUAUCGCCGUUGACAUCAAUCCGGAUAAGUUCGAGAAGGCCAAGGAGUUCGGGGCGACCGACUUCGUGAACCCCAAAGAUCACAGUAAGCCCGUCAGCCAGGUGCUGUCCGAGAUGACCGACGGAGGAGUGGACUUCUCCCUGGAAUGUGUCGGGAAUGUGGGAGUCAUGCGCAGCGCCUUGGAGUCUUGUGUGAGAGGUUGGGGCGUCAGCGUGCUGGUCGGCUGGACGGACUUGGACGACUUUGCCGCCCGCCCCAUUCAGCUCAUUGCUGGACGCACAUGGAAGGGCUCCCUGUUCGGAGGAUUUAAGAGUAAGGAUAGCGUGCCUCUGAUGGUCAAAAAGUACCUGGACAAGAAGAUCUUGGUGGAUGAGUUCAUCACUCACAACAUGGCUUUGGACCAGGUCAACGACGCCAUUGAGCUGAUGAAGCAGGGCAAAUGCAUCCGGACGGUCCUGAGUAUUUCUCCACAAUAAGACCACCGCGUCACUUCCAGCCCGCGCAAGACAUUUUCUUUCAUGGCUGCCAGCUAUGUAGUACCGGAUAUCAACGCUGUAUACAUACACAAUGCACCUAAUAAAGAGAUUGGUCAAAUAAUG